CGACAAGAAAAAAAGGCUUCAACGCGGGGACAAGAGAAAAGGGCGCUUGGCCAGUGACGGGGCGGAUGGCAAGCGCAAGACGAGUGAAGCUUCGGCCCGGAAUAAACUGACUCGCACGUCGCUAGGAAGUGAACCAUCGCUGUAUGGCACGCUUCCAACCCUGCAGAGUCGCUCGGUCUCGGUUAAAAAUCAAUGUGACGGAUUUGGUGCUUCUACUUCUGGUAAACUGGACUAUGACUCUGACGACUCGCGGAUCUUCGGAGCAGAGGAUGAAGAGGAAGUAUUUUGGAUUUGGAUUUUUGUUGUGCAUGCGACUCAUCUCGACGCGUUAGGCCUUUGAAUUCAGGCCUUGGCUCGUCGUGUGCAGCAAUUCAACAGAGGAGGUGGCUUCCUACCUGACUUCAAUGGUGAUAUCGUUUGGAAAAAAAGGUGAUCUCCUCCGACGGUGACCAUGAAAGUGAUGCGUCAGAUUCGAGUGCAGAGGAAAUGGAAAACGAAUGUGCCACGGAGCCCGAGUCUUGGUGGUACAUUACUAUCUUUGAACAACGAACUUGGUUGGUAGAUAUUUUUGAUGGAAAGUGUACGCGCACUUCAGAGAUCUCUCUAUGAUUGUCGUUCCGGAGCGAGUGGUUUGAUCACGUUGAUUUCAAAUCCUUCUUUAUUGUUGUUGUUCGUCACCUAAACAUGUACGCCAUUUCAAACUGGACACAGGUAUUGGCUCGCGCAUUCCGUUUUUCCAUCCUCCAGCAAGCCC
Messenger RNA from Amoebophrya sp. A120, 754 nucleotides. The record is from the annotation of a GenBank genome assembly. Lineage: Eukaryota; Dinophyceae; Syndiniales; Amoebophryaceae.